Molecule: messenger RNA, 973 nt
Organism: Aureobasidium uvarum
Lineage: Eukaryota; Fungi; Ascomycota; Dothideomycetes; Dothideales; Saccotheciaceae
Source: the annotation of a GenBank genome assembly
GAAGCGUCUAGGAAAAGCCACCAUGGUGCCCAAUUUCCAGAUCGAGAUUGACAGUCUGCCGGUUGAUCGCUCUGCUGAGUUCCAUCAGAAAGUAGUUGAUGGCAUCGAAGACUUACUGCUGGUACUGGCUGAAGAUGGUCGUGUGUUGUAUGCUUCUNCCAAAAGCUUCUCGCUCAUCCAGAUCAAGCCUGAAACUCUUGUUGGACGUUACAUCAGCACAUACAUGAAUGUCGACGAUAUACCUGUGUUCCUGAUGGAGUGGAAGGAAAACAUGGCACUAGGAGACUCUUGGAGAAGCCAUCAUCGACUACGACAAGGAGAUGACACCUACAAGCCUUUUGAGUCGACCUUCAAACCAUACACCGACAACACCAUGGACGACAAGACUGGUUCCAAAACAGGCAACAAGCUGUGCUUGAUGACUUCACGGCCUUAUCAGAUCACGAGUACAACCUUGAUGGACUCGUUCCUCGAACACUAUACCACAAACAUCCGCCUAUCCAACCAGCUGGCAUGGUUAAAAGGAGAAGCCGAGGAGUUCUAUGAAAGCACAUUAUCGACCACGACAGCUAGUGUUGAGAAAGACGACACCACAGUCCAAUGUGCAACCUUCAAACUCGAGACUACGACGGCGAAUGCUACGACACCCUCAAAAAAAAGUGUCAGACUCGGAAAUUCUAUCGACUACGCUUUCUGUAUCAGGAUCGGUAUGGGCGAUAUAGGGAUCGAAAUCACCACAUCACGCCUGCAGACGAUGAAGGAAACCGGUGCCUGGACAGCAAAGCCACGCACCAAGAAGCGCAAACAAGAAAUCGCGCACGAGUUUCUGUGCAAAGAAUGCGGCACUACCGAUUCUCCAGAAUGGCGGAGAGGGCCCCUAGGCUCAAAGACGCUGUGCAACGCUUGUGGAUUACGAUGGUCCAAGGCCCAAAAAGAGCCCACCUCCUGGCAGACCGAAGUCGAAUCUUCGCAA